Messenger RNA from Oenanthe melanoleuca, 304 nucleotides. Its product is annotated as ubiquinol-cytochrome-c reductase complex assembly factor 3-like. Bases 5 to 304 code for a protein of 99 amino acids. The transcript has 2 exons. NCBI's taxonomy places the organism in Eukaryota, Metazoa, Chordata, Aves, Passeriformes, Muscicapidae. The record is from RefSeq and is a predicted model, not a curated record. Gene Ontology annotation, biological process: mitochondrial respiratory chain complex III assembly.
CUCUAUGAUCCCGGAUGCCCGAGCGGCCCCGGAAGCGGCGGGAGGAGGGGUGAUGGCGCUGGAUCCGCGCUGGCCGCUGGCGCUGUUCCGCGGCGCUCUCCCGGUCGCCCUGGGGGUGAUGCUCUAUGUGGCCAUCGCGGGCGGCGAGCAGGAGCGGCAGCAGACGCUGAAGGCGCAGCCCGAGGGAAGCGCCGAGAUUUUGGCGGAGCGGCGUCGCCACAACGAGCUGAUCAUGAUGGCGCUGCGCGAGGCGGCUCAGACCGAUGAGAACGUGGCGCAGCGGCAGGUGCCGUGGCGCAAGUGA